Rosa chinensis is the source of this 1431-nucleotide messenger RNA. RefSeq lists its product as uncharacterized. NCBI's taxonomy places the organism in Eukaryota, Viridiplantae, Streptophyta, Magnoliopsida, Rosales, Rosaceae. The record is from RefSeq and is a predicted model, not a curated record. Bases 826 to 1098 code for a protein of 90 amino acids. The transcript is spliced from 3 exons.
UCUUUGGGCAAUAGAAGACGGGAGAAGAAGAGCGGCUGGUGUUGGUCUGAAGAAAAGGGAGAAGAAGAGCGAUUGGUUCGAAUAUUAUUCAGAGAUCGAAAGGUUUGGAAGUUUUUCUUGCUGAAUUCUUUGGUUUGAUGAACCUUUGUGUUUUAUGCAGUACAAGGGACUGUGGUCUUCUGCUUUUGUUUUUUGUUAGCUGGGUUGUUGGUCUUCACCGAUUUCUGUUUUAACCCUUGAAUUGGAACUCUACAUGUUUUUGUGUUUGAGCGUUGGUGAUUUCUUAUUGAAAAUAGAUACUGGAUUUGAGGAUUUUGGUGGGGUAGGCGAGUGUGAGCACUACAAUAAUGUAUUCAAUUAUAGAAUCCUGAGAGUUGAUAAGUUAGUUGCUGGGGGAGUUAAGCAUAGAGACAAAAGUUUACUGUGAGGGAAUGGAUGUGGAGCAAGAAAUUGCCCAACUUUCGGCCUGUGAUUUUAUCCAAAUUUCCUCUGGUUUUUCGGUUUGUGAGAACUGAAAAAACUAACUUCCAGAUAUAAGAGGAAACCUGCAGGUUAGGGUUUGAUGAGUUGGCAAAGCAAGAGGUGAAACUAGAAUUAGAAAGAGAGGCUGUUUGGUCGUUAACAUGAGCUCUUACCACAUUACGUUGGGUAUGGUCGCAAUCUGAACUGUUCAACGGUGCAAUCAUCCAUCUUUGGGGCCUCUAUCUCAACUUGGUCGUCUUCUUUACACAAAUCCCUGGCAACUUUCUAGUUCAUGUGAAGCGUGAAGUGAAGCCCCAUUUUCAUGAGAAGUUGUGGAUUUGCAUAAUCGGGAAAUCGAAAGAAAUGAGUGGGGGUUUGAUAUGGGCAACGGCAGAGGACUUGGCCAGAAACAGAGGACGCGUUCUUUUUCUGUAUCGCCAGAUAUUGAGAAGCAUCAAUUCUCCGAAUCUGCCUCUGAAUUUGGCAGCAAGACUUGCCAAGAAAGCAGAGGCGCGCGCAAUCUUCAUGUUGGCUUCCGAGGAGAGGUCCCUGCACAACAUUGAAGACCUCGUUGAUGCUGCCAACUACUCUCUAUCCCUCUUGAGGAAAGGAGAGAUACCCAAGUAUAUUCAAUGAGGGUUCUGAGUCUCCUUUGGUAACUGUUGCAAGAGUUGGAAUGCGGUGAAAUGCUUAGCUGCUCUUCUUUUCACGGUGCAUGAUGGACAAACUGAAACUGGUCAUAGCUGUAGAAAAAUGCAAAGUGGAAAUUUUGGUGGUCAUUGAUCUUUGAUUGUUGCAUAUACAUACAAUGAAUCCAUUAGUUUGAUUUGGUAGUCUAAUAUUAUUUUCCUUCCUCCCAGACUUGUACAAGUCAUAAUCUUUGCUACAUAACGAUGAUCUACUUUGUCAAGAAAAUUGGAUUAUUAGAUUAAAUAAAUAUGUUGGAUCAAUUGAAACAGAGUUCCUUAA